CAACACCAUUCCUCGUCACGAUGUCACUUGUCAGUGCUAACGAAUGUGUAGGAGUUCUCAACGAUUCAAGUUGGGUGGAUUGUCAAAACUCCAUCUCUUCAGACUUAAAGCAUAAAUCAGCAGCAUGGCUGAGCUAGCUGAGGACGUGGAUGAUUUUAUCCGCCCCGAGUCUGUCCCGUCAACAGCGACCACACCUACAGUUGAACAAGCAGAUCACGAUGAUGAUGGUGACGCAUCGCAGCGGAAAGCAAGCAAAACCACGCCGGGAUCAUCGUCGGCUUCAACCACACGAAAUGCAUUCACCGAGCUGAUGAAACCCAAAAAGCCCCACCAACCCGCCGCAUUCAAACCUUCCCAGUCCCUAGCCAGCAAAGCUUCGCAGGUCAUCCGCGGCGUGUGGCGCGGCGCCCUCAUCGAGUACAUCACCAACCCGGAGCGAUUUCCGACGCAGGUGCUUCGGGUGACGGAGCACACGGUGUUGAUCAAGGACGCCUUCCCCAAGGCCACCAUCCACCUGCUCCUGCUGCCCCGGUCGCCCGAGCACUACCUGCUGCACCCGCACGCCGCGCUCGCCGACGAGGCCUUCCUCGCCGUGGUGCGCAACGAGGCGGCGGUCGCGGCAAGGCUGGCAGCGGCCGAGCUGGCGCGGCAGCUAGGGUCUUUCUCGGCGAGCAUGAAGGCGAGGAACGAGGCGAUGGAUAGGGGGGUUCCCUUUGACGAGCUGCCCCCUGGUCGGGACUAUGGCAAGGAAAUUAAGGUUGGGGUGCAUGCCCAUCCGUCGAUGGCGCAUUUGCAUGUUCAUGUCAUUUCGAGGGAUAUGCACUCGGACCGGGUCAGGCAUAGGAAGCAUUAUAAUAGCUUUAAUACGCCCUUCUUUGUGCCGCUGGCGGAUUAUCCGCUGAAGGAGGGUGACGUGCGGCUGGAGACGGCGUAUCAAAAUGGGAAUUUGGCGAAGGAUUUGGUUUGCUGGCGAUGUGGAAAGGUGUUUGGGAAUCGGUUUGCUGAGCUCAAGAAGCACCUGGACGAGGAGUUUGAGGAGUGGAAGAGGGAGUGAUGGCACAUGGGUCAUGGGGUAAUGGUCGCUCAACAUGUCUGGGGUUGACGAGGGGAGCGAAGACUGCUGGCUGCAUACCUUACGGGCGUUGGAGGUAUUGAAUUUGGUAGCACCUGGGCGCUUUACCGUUCUACUAUAGAUGUCGCAUCCCCGAUUUUCGUUAAUGAUUUUGGGGCAUGUACGGGCAUCGCCACUGCCCUGAACCAUCAUCUAGGUGUGGUUGUGGUACUAGUAGUUUCUACAGCGAAAUAAUCAUUGAUACUCGGCCACCUGACAAU
This is a messenger RNA of Canariomyces notabilis, 1332 nucleotides long. Its product is annotated as HIT-like protein. The coding region runs from base 125 to 1054 and encodes 309 amino acids. NCBI's taxonomy places the organism in Eukaryota, Fungi, Ascomycota, Sordariomycetes, Sordariales, Chaetomiaceae. The record is from RefSeq and is a predicted model, not a curated record. The transcript has a single exon. Gene Ontology annotation, biological process: single strand break repair. Gene Ontology annotation, cellular component: nucleus. Gene Ontology annotation, molecular function: single-stranded DNA binding; DNA 5'-adenosine monophosphate hydrolase activity; single-strand break-containing DNA binding.